CUUCAUCAUGACAAAGGAUUGCCAAGGAGCGAGUUUGGCGGAGCCAUCCCCGUAAACGGAUUACUACUCCUCCUCCUCCAUGGGACGCCCCUCCAUCCGCUAGUCCAGUCCUCGGAAGCGGCCGGGCACCGACGACGAGGGUGAAGUGAAGAAAUAGUCUCCCAGCUGAACUACUAUGAGGUCAGAAGCCUUGCUGCUAUAUUUCACACUGCUACACUUUGCUGGGGCUGAUUUCCCAGAAGAUCCUGAGCCAAUCAGUAUUUCGCAUGGCAACUAUACAAAACAGUAUCCGGUAUUUGUGGGUCACAAGCCAGGACAUAACACCCCGCAAAGGCACAAAUUGGACAUCCAGUUACUCAUGAUCAUGGAAAGAACCCUCUACAUUGCUGCUAGGGAUCAUAUUUAUACUGUUGAUAUAGACACAUCACACACAGAAGAAAUUUAUUUUAGCAAAAAAUUGACGUGGAAAUCCAGACAGCUCGAUGUAGACACAUGCAGAAUGAAGGGGAAACAUAAGGAUGAAUGUCAUAACUUUAUAAAGGUUUUUCUAAAAAGAAGUGAUGAUACAUUAUUUAUUUGUGGGACAAAUGCCUUCAGCCCUUCUUGUAGGAAUUAUAAGAUGGAUACUCUGGAGUUUAUGGGAGAGGAAUUCAGUGGAAUGGCCAGGUGUCCUUACGAUGCAAAGCAUGCCAAUGUUGCAUUGUUUGCAGAGGGAAAGCUUUAUUCUGCAACUGUGACAGACUUCCUUGCAAUAGAUGCAGUCAUUUACCGGAGCCUUGGAGACAGCCCAACUCUACGAACAGUCAAACAUGACUCAAAAUGGUUGAAAGAGCCGUAUUUUGUCCACGCAGUGGAUUAUGGCAACUAUAUUUAUUUCUUCUUUCGAGAAAUAGCAGUAGAGUACCACAGCAUGGGAAAGGUCAUUUUUCCCAGAGUCGCUCGGGUUUGCAAGAAUGACAUGGGUGGAUCCCAACGAGUGUUAGAAAAACAGUGGACUUCCUUCCUGAAGGCACGACUCAACUGCUCAGUUCCUGGUGACUCCCAUUUCUACUUCAACAUACUGCAGGCAGUUACAGAUGUUGUCCAUAUCAAUGGCCGGAAUAUUGUUUUAGCUACUUUCUCCACCCCUUAUAACAGUAUCCCCGGCUCGGCUGUUUGCGCUUAUGAUAUUCUUGACAUUGCUAAUGUAUUUACUGGAAGAUUCAAGGAACAGAAGUCCCCAGAUUCAAUAUGGACUCCAGUUCCUGACGAACGAGUGCCUAAGCCCAGGCCUGGUUCCUGUGCUGGUUCUACAUUACUUGAAAAGUAUACAUCCUCCAAUGAAUUUCCAGAUGACACUCUAAACUUCAUCAAAACACAUUCUCUCAUGGAUGAAGCAGUACCAUCAAUUGUCAACAAGCCAUGGUUUCUACGGACAAUGGUCAGAUACCGCCUGACCAAAAUUGCUGUAGAUAAUGCUGCUGGACCAAAUCGGAAUCACACUGUGGUUUUCCUUGGAUCAGAGAAAGGAAUAAUUUUGAAGUUCUUGGUCAGGACAGGAACUAGCGGUUUUCUAAACGACAGCCUUUUCCUGGAGGAGAUGAGCAUUUAUAAUUCUGAAAAGUGUAGCUACGAUGGAGUAGAAGACAAACGAAUUGUGGGCAUGCAACUGGACAAGCAAAGCAGUGCCCUUUAUGUAGCAUUUUCAAACUGUUUAAUAAGAAUUCCCCUAGGAAGGUGUGAGCGCCACAGCAAGUGCAAAAAGGCCUGCAUAGCUUCCAGGGAUCCAUAUUGUGGAUGGAUAAAAGAAAGUGGGGCAUGCAUGCAGCUAUUACCUGGAACAAAACUAGCAUUUGAGCAAGACGUAGAGCAUGGCAAUACCGAAGGGCUGGGCGACUGCCAAAAUUCGUUCGUAGCACUGAAUGACAUUUCAACUACUUCAUCAGAUCAUGAAAUGUCUUAUACAACAGUGUAUGGACACACCAGUUCCCUCUUCCCCAGUGCCACCACUUCAGACUCUCCAGCCCAGCAGGGCUAUGAUCCUAGGGGGCGCAUGCUAGAUUGGAAGGAUCCAGUUGGUUCAUCUGAGAACACAAAUCCAUAUGUGGCCGUCUCAUCCCAUAAUCACCAAGACAAGAAGGGAGUGAUUCGUGAGAGUUAUCUCAAAGGGCAUGAUCAGCUGGUGCCUGUUACCCUUCUGGCCAUUGCAGUCAUUCUUGCCUUUGUCAUGGGGGCUGUCUUCUCGGGGAUCAUAGUGUACUGCAUCUGUGACCAUCGACGCAGAGAUGUGACUAUUGUGCAGAGGAAGGAGAAGGAAUUGGUCCAGUCACGCCGGGGUUCAAUGAGCAGCGUCACCAAGCUCAGUGGCCUCUUUGGGGACACUCAGUCCAAGGAGCCAAAGCCUGACGCCAUUCUCACCCCCCUGAUGCACAAUGGCAAACUUGCUACCCCAGGCACCACAGCCAAGAUGCUCAUCAAAGCUGACCAACAUCACCUAGACUUGGCUGCUCUGCCAACCCCAGAGUCUACCCCAACAUUGCAGCAGAAGAGGAAGCCCAGCAGAGGCAGCAGAGACUGGGAGAGAAACCAGAACCUUAUCAAUGCCUGCACAAAAGAUAUCCCCCCAAUGGCAUCACCUGUAAUCCCGACAGACCUUCCUCUCAGGGCUUCUCCCAGCCACAUCCCAAGUGUUGUAGUCCUGCCUGUUUCUCAGCAAGGCUAUCAACAUGAAUAUGUUGAUCAGCCAAAAAUGAGUGACAUGGCGCAAAUGGCUAUGGAGGACCAAAAUGCGACCCUUGAGUACAAAACCAUCAAAGAGCAUCUCAGCAGCAAGAGCCCUAACCAUGGGGUGAACCUGGUGGAAAACUUGGAGAGCAUGCCACCAAAAGUACCCCAGAGGGAAGCCUCGUUGGGUCCCCCAGGGUCUUCUCUUGCUCAGAGUGGCCUGGGCAAGCGGUUGGAAAUGCAUUCUUCUGCUUAUAAUGUGGACUACAAGAGAAACUACCCUACGAACUCGCUUACGAGAAACCAUCAGACAUCAACUCUCAAAAGAAAUAAUACAAAUUCUUCUAAUUCCUCCCACCUUUCAAGAAAUCAGAGCUUUGGCAGAGGAGAAAAUCCCCCUCCUGCCCCACAGAGAGUGGACUCAAUACAAGUCCAUGCUGCUCAGGGUCAGACUGUGACUGUAUCAAGGCAGCCCAGUCUCACCACAUACAACUCACUGACGAGAUCAGGGCUGAAACGCACACCAUCAUUAAAACCAGAUGUACCCCCCAAGCCCUUUUCCCCUCUGUCAUCGUCCAUGAAGCCUAAUGAUACAUGUACAUAAUCACCAUGGGGGUGGGGGUGGGGGGACAGCAGGUGACCGGAGUAUGCCCUUAAAAUGCCAGUGUUUGGCAAUGACCACACUGCUAGUUUCAACUAACCAGGAAGCUGCUAAGCCUGCGGAUAUAUUGCUCUCUGGGGAAAGUGGAAUAUUUUUUUAACAAUCGGGCCAUGCAAUCCAUGGUUUGCCACUGUAGGGCCCACCCCCAUGAUGAAACAGUUCCUUACUCAAAAGACUAACCACAAACAUUGAGCCAAAAGCACACACAUGAAUGAUGACUGUGAUACUUCACUCUUAACUGCACAGUGCACCCCAGAACUGAAAAACGGGUGCUUUGAAAGCGAAGGAAUGGAGAGGAAAGAACAACCAAUAACAACAACAAAAUUUGUUGAUUUAAGCUAAUUCUAACUGAACUGUGGCAGACUUUUACUAUGCGCAGGUACUGUGAAAUGCCCAUCAGUGUUACAGCCAUUUGGUUAUAGCAGUUUGCCAUGUUGGGCAACAACUCUGUCAUAGGUUUCUGCUACUCUUCUCUUUUAAUGAAUAACAUGUGACUGUUAACGCAAGUAACUCCUAUUAUUUAUUGUUCAACUUUUUUGUCUUUUUUUAAUUCCUAAGGAAAUUACUUCUGCAUAUCUUCAUAUGAGCAGCUCUCUCAAGAGGGGGAAAAACCCAACACCCAAAUACAUUGGAAAUUAUGCCUAUUUAACGUGAAACCCAUUAACUGGAGUAAUUAAUACUCUUUUUAUUUUUCCAAUAAAUUCACUGAGUUAAAUAAGAA
Anolis carolinensis (green anole) is the source of this 4085-nucleotide messenger RNA. It is a transcript of the gene sema6a, whose product is annotated as semaphorin 6A. The coding region runs from base 176 to 3307 and encodes 1043 amino acids. Gene Ontology annotation, biological process: negative chemotaxis; neural crest cell migration; negative regulation of axon extension involved in axon guidance. The transcript is spliced from 20 exons. Gene Ontology annotation, cellular component: plasma membrane. The record is from RefSeq and is a predicted model, not a curated record. Lineage: Eukaryota; Metazoa; Chordata; Lepidosauria; Squamata; Anolidae. Gene Ontology annotation, molecular function: semaphorin receptor binding; chemorepellent activity.